Exserohilum turcica Et28A is the source of this 538-nucleotide messenger RNA. RefSeq lists its product as uncharacterized. The record is from RefSeq and is a predicted model, not a curated record. The coding region runs from base 25 to 363 and encodes 112 amino acids. NCBI's taxonomy places the organism in Eukaryota, Fungi, Ascomycota, Dothideomycetes, Pleosporales, Pleosporaceae. The transcript is spliced from 3 exons.
GUCGCAUCGUGCUUUGAGCACACAAUGAAAUCUGGCAUCAAAAUAGAACGUUUAGAAGAGGUAGAGGAAGUAGUUAACGUCGAAAUUCCUCCAGGCAAAUCUCGUGUGAUCUUCAACAUCGAGCAGCACGCAGAACUCAUAACUCUAAUAAAGCAAACGACCAGCAAGAGCCCAGGCGUGAUCAUUCUUGGCGGGUGCUACUCUUACACCAUGGUGAUUGUCGAAUCUACACAAGACCUCAAAUACACGAUUGAUCGUAAAGAUCCUGGCGAAGGUAACCUAAUAAAAGGUCAGGAUGGUGGCUUCGCUGUCCAAGUCGAGUCAGGCAGGCUCGUGGGCAUGGUGUUCGCUUGGAAGCCAUAAAUUGAUGAGUUGUAGUCGAAAUUUGGGAGUCCCGUGAUAACAUCCAUCGUCGCAUUGAAAUUGGAGCCAAUGUUAUAUAGUGGCUCAGGAUUGAAAGAGGUCUGGAGUGCUGGCAUUUGUCGUACCCUCUUCGCUGCUCAUGAUUAGUUUACCUCUUUCUACCCAUGAAUGUAUG